This is a messenger RNA of Cryptococcus deneoformans JEC21, 4193 nucleotides long. RefSeq names its product actin cross-linking, putative. Gene Ontology annotation, molecular function: protein binding. The coding region runs from base 54 to 4097 and encodes 1347 amino acids. NCBI's taxonomy places the organism in Eukaryota, Fungi, Basidiomycota, Tremellomycetes, Tremellales, Cryptococcaceae. The transcript is spliced from 9 exons. The record is from RefSeq and is a predicted model, not a curated record.
GCAAUGAUAGAUACACAACAAUACAUCUAUAACCACCAUACUUCCACAGCACGAUGGCCUUCUCUCGCUUCGGCGCAUCCAAGUACAGGAACGCCGUACCAAGCAUACCCCAUCGCGAGGAGUGGUACCGCUCCGCUCUUCCGCCGGCUUCUGCAACUUCCACCACCUCCAGUGCGGCCAGCACAUUCUCUUCCGAGAUAAAGACAAAUCGAGAAUGGAUAGUUACGGCCACGCAAGCUGGUGAUCUGUCUUAUAGGCCUUACCAUGGGGAUUCCACCUCCUUGAAAGUCGGAAGCGGAGGCGGUGUGGGUGACUGGGAUCUAAGCAGACUUGAAGAUGGAUUGCUUGUGGUUGGUGGUUUAGAUGGUGCAGUAUCCGCAUACCAGUUGCCAUCAGCUUCAGCUACGAGAGACUUGUCACAUGUCUCUACUAUACCUCAAUCGUCUUCUCCUGUCACUAACCUUAUUCUUCAUCCCACAACGCCUAAUAUUCUUCUAGUCUCCACUAUAGCCGCACCAGCAUCUAUCUAUGACCUCUCCACUACCCAAUCACCUUCUAUCAUCUUGGAUGCAAAGGAACCCAAGGGAAUGUGGUCCAUAGCGUGGAAUAGCGACGGUCGAUUGGUCGCCGGUGUAGGCAAGAGUGGUAUGGCCUAUAUCUGGGACCCUCGGUCUGGUAAAGAGCCCAAAGUCAGCAAACUCUUACCUAUACAACCCUUGAAGCCAGCUCGUAUAAGAUGGAUAGGAGAAGAUAUCUUUCUCACUUCGUUCUCAAAAACUCGAAAUCGCCAGUACUCUCUCUUAUCCGGGUCAUCGCUGUCAACUACUUUUACUCAGAGCUUGGAUACCAAUCCUGGUGUCCUAUUACCACUGGUGGAUGAGGAAAGAAAGAUUAUAUAUGUGGCUGGACGGGGUGACAUGACGCUUCGACAGAUUGAACUGUCUGGUCCGCAAGGAUACCAAGAGACUCUUCAUCCUCUUCAAUUCCCCCUGGCAUCUGCCUCACUGGCAGCUGUCCAUCCUGCAAAGCUUGAUGUGAUGAAAGCAGAGAUUUCAAGGAUACUGGUUCCUAUCAUUGACAAAGAUGGUGAUUCGCUCCUACCUGUUAGCAUCAAGGUGCCUCGAAGGCAGCUGAUCGACUUCCACGAGGAUUUGUAUCCUGAUCUCGCCGGGUUUGUACCCGAGCAAACGGCCUCAGAUUGGCUCAAGGGAGAAGAUAAAUCACCAUUGCCCAUCUCUCUUGAUCCAUCCAGGCGAGGUGCUUGGGAGUCGCAAGUCGAAAAUUUAUUAAAAGAAAAAACAGCUGCCACCCCGUCCAAAAAGCCCACCGACAAACCUGCACAGGCAACAGUUUCUGAAGCUCAAUCAUCAGAACCUGGAAGUGUACCUCUCACUCUCAACGCUUCUGCCGUACCAUCUGGCACAUCAACGCAAGAGUCCAAGCCAAAGCCCUCUACGACCGUGCCAACGCCGAGCCAGAUGUCUUCUCAAAAGGUCCCAUCAGACUCUGAACCAGCACCCAUUACCGAGCCCAAGCCCGAGCCCACUGCCAGGCCCAACCUCCCUUCCCUUCUUGAUGAUGAAGACUAUUCGUCUACGAGUUACAAAGUUCGUAUCAUAGCUGAUUACCUUGCGGAUCAAGUAGCGAAACAUAAAAGAAAGGGUAAUAAGGGGCCUUUGAUGGUCGGACUGCAAGGCCCUCAGGGUUGUGGUAAAACCACUCUGACUACAGCUCUGGUCUCUUAUUUGAAAGAUGGGAAGCAGCUCAAGUCGGCAAUUCUCUCUACUGAUGACUUGUACAAGACCCACGACGCUCUAAAGUCUGUUGCUCAACAACAUCCCGAUAAUGCUCUCCUUGCUGGCCGUGGUCCCCCCGGCACACACGACAUAGCCUUGGCGGUCGAGACGAUCAAAAAGGUAAACAGUAUCAAUGAUUCUGCUGGAUCCACUGUGGACCUUCCCGUCUUUGAUAAGAGUCUAUGCGGGGGCGAAGGUGAUCGAAGUGUGGACAAAGUUGUGAUCAGUGGUCCUCUGGAUGUAUUUAUCCUGGAAGGAUGGUCCAUGGGUUUCGCACCCCUGUCUGAAUCCGAACUCAAGCAGGUCUAUGACCAGCCCAAACCUGCUUCAUCCUCAACAUCCAAAACGUAUUUCCCCGACCACUCUCUGUCUUCACUUCUUACCCUCAACGGUUACCUCGCCGAUUUCGCGUCGUCAAUCUACCCUUCAUUCACAUCUUUCAUCCAAAUUGAACCCGAAUCAUAUGACUAUGUAUUUAACUGGCGGCUCCAGCAAGAGCAUAAUAUGAAGGCCAAGAACGGCGGCAAGGGAAUGAAUGACGAACAGGUUCAAAAGUUUGUGGAAAGGUAUAUGCCUGGGUACGAACUCUGGAAAGAUGGGAUCUGGAGUCGGGGAGCACCUUGGAUUGGGCAGGGUUUGAAACUCAAGUUUGGAGAAAAUAGGGAGCUGCUUGAAAUGGGUGUGCCGCCUUCUCAGGCGCCUGCUACAUCUACAUCUACCCAAGCCAAUAAUUCAUCCACCUCAAGUGCAGAAAUGGCUCCGGAGAAGAUUGUGCAGGCUACUUCUGCAAAGGUACCCAAGCCGGCUACCACGGCAGCUCCUGUGGCAGCAGCCCAGGCACAACCUCAGGCAUCCGCCAAACCCAAUUACACCGCUCCCCAAGCAGCACCUCUUACCGAACGAUUCAACCCUCACUGGUCACGCAAAUUCCUCGCGGCCAAAUCACCACUCAUCCCUACUUAUGACUCCCUCCCGUCCAUCUCUUCGUUACAUCAAGACUCUCAAAUUUUGAAAGUGACAUCUCAUCUGGCAUUCUUCCCUAUUCAGGGGACCGGUGGCAGACUUUGUGUGCACCCUUUGAAGAAGAAGGGGAGGGUGGCAGUAGGGGGAGAAGGAUACUUGACGAAUGGCGUGGAGAUUGUGGAUUUUGAUGCGGAAUUGGGUGAUGGAAAACGGGUAGCAGUUGCGGGUGAAGACGGUGCCGUCAGAGUGUGGAAGAUUGAUGAGGAUGGUGUUCAGGGCGUUGGACCUCAACCUGGACAAGUGCUUCACGGCAAAAACAUCGACAAGUUUACACAAAUUCUUUUCCAUCCCACAGCCAGAGAUCUUCUUGUUGGAGUGACCAACGAUUAUGGACAAGCCCACAUCCGAUUUUGGGAUCUCUCCAAGGGGGAAGAAGUCAAAGUCAUCGAUUUGCCGGCUCCUUCAGUAUACCGAUUAGCCUUUAGCCCGGCAGGUGACAAGGUAGCCGUCGGCACAAAAGAUGGCCGUCUGGUUGUGUUUAAUCCUCGAGACCCAGAAACUGUAUCGUCCGGUAAAGCCCACGACAGUCCCCGAUCUUUCCAAAUCAGCUGGAUCGACGACAACCACAUUGUAUCUGUCGGUUUCUCUCGAGGCUCCCAACGAAGAAUUCUGCUUUACCGCCUCCCGACAUCUGUAGGCGGUGAAAUUACCACUCUAUCAUCAAUCACAAUCGACGUCUCUCCUUCCGUGCUCUUCCCCGUCUAUGAUGCCGAUACUUCUAUCCUCUACGUCUGGGGUAAAGGAGAACGUGUCAUUCAGGCAUACGAGGUCCACCCCGAGGACGAUAGGGAGCCCAUCGCGAAAUUGCCUGGAUUCACGGGUGAUUCUCCCCAGAUUGCUACAGUGUUUAUGCCGAAACGUAUGGUGGAUAUGAAAAAGGUGGAAGUAGCAAAGGCUUUAAGGCUGACUGCAAAGACACUUGAGGAGGUUAGCUUUACUAUUCCAAGGAACAAGCCCGAUUUCUUCCAAGAUGACAUUUACGUGCCCACCAAGAACGUUGAAAUCACUUCUUUGACGGCUUCUGAAUGGCUGGAUGGCAAGGAUGUUGCUCAAGAGAUUAUUGACUUGAAACCUGAAGGCAUGACACUUCUCUCGCUGGCGCCAAAGGCAGAUACUACCGCUAGAAAAAAAUUUGUACCUGCAAAGAAUAUCAUGUCGGAGGAAGAAAAGAAGAAGAAAGAAAUGGACGCUCUCUUCGCGAAAGCCAAGAUGGAUGAGAGCAGUAGCGAUGAAGAGGAGAUAAGGGCAGGACUGGAUCCUCCUGACGAUGACUGGUAGCGGGGGUUACUUGAAUAAUGGAGGUUUUAUAACUGGAAUGUGAUAACUGUACAUGCAAGACAACUGUAUUCGACUUUGGUCAAAGUGACUCGGAAA